Molecule: messenger RNA, 4453 nt
Organism: Notodromas monacha
Lineage: Eukaryota; Metazoa; Arthropoda; Ostracoda; Podocopida; Cyprididae
Source: the annotation of a GenBank genome assembly
AUCUAGGAUCUGGAUGACAUGGUGUCUUUCUAAUUCUGCCUCUAGCUCUAUGAAGUUGAAUAAUUAAAAUGGCGGCGCUAUGAAACUCACGGCGGAAAAUGCGAAAUGAGUUUCCGAUAGUCGAAUUUCUGCGGUUAGUUGCAGAGGUUUCGGCGUGGUUGGCGCGCGAACUUCCGCGGACGACGAAAUUGAGGGGUAUCAGAAUAUCGCGAUGAAGCGACAGAAGCAAUUGUUGGUCAACACGACGAGGACGUAUCAGCGUGACCGAUCCAGAUGCAGAUUCGGCAGGGAUAUCGACGCCGUACGGGUCCAGUGGCCGAAACAAAGAGAUGCGCCAGAUCCUUUCGCUGACAGCUCGAGUAAUUCGGAUCAAAACCUUUUUCCGGAAAGUUUGUUAUCAUCCGCAUCUUUCAUCGGGUCACCUGAUAGUUUUGACAAGUUACAUGACCCUUCCUCCUUCAUCAACAUUCGCUAUGCACCAAAGAUGCGGAAAAGAGCUCGAAUGCCUAACUACUUCUCACCUACGACGGAAUCAGAAGAAGAUAAUACAUAUGUCACGCGGGAUCUUGAAAUGUUCCCGGAAACAACGAAGCGACGGAAGAAACCCCGCAUCAGAAAGAUUGCUGGGAAUGCUCCCAAGAUCGUUCAUGAAAAAACUGACUCUGGCUUUCCGUCUGACGGUGUUGAGAACUGUUACGGAAUAACCAGUCGCCGACUACCACGUAAGGCCAAGGCUUCGGAAAAUUCUGUGCCCCGAACACCGUUGCAGUCAAGAAACUACGUUCCAUCGCCGAAUUUGACACCACAUGAUCUCUCUGGAUUGCAUCAUUCGACCAAAAUUUUACAAAGUACGCCGUAUCACGGCCAAGCGAGCACCUUCCAAUCCCUGAUAUUCUCCUCAAUUAAGGAUGCUUCAGGAAUUGUUUCACACGAGAGCUAUGGUUCACCAUUUUUGAUGCCCAAACAAGUCGCUAAAACUGGUAAAAGUACGUUGGAGUCUUCGUGUAUAUUGCGGAAUGACAUGGAGCACUUCGAGAAAAUGGACGAGAAAACGGAACCAAUGUGUGAUGAUGCUUACGAAGUCUUGGAGAAUGCGCCGUGUGGCGAAAUCGAAGGAAGCCCUGCCGUGUCCCUUGCGGCGGUCGCCGACCAAUAUUUUCCGAACCUGUCAUUCCCGUUGGACCUCCGCCCGCAAGUUUUUAUGCAGAAUACCAUCGGGUGUGAACUCGAAGGUCGAAUUCGUUUUCAGCGGAUGAAAUGUACUGUUGAGCUGAGUCAACUGGAUAUUGAAAAAUCCUUGCGAACAGUUUCUUUCGAAAAGCGUGUGUCAACGCUGAGAGAAACUUCGGAAACUAGUACAAACUUUGAGGAGCUCCAGUCAGACUUGAAUAGACCUUCGGCUGCGUUGCAGAACGGUGUUAGCGACUUGAAACCAUUAAAGAUUGUUUUGCGCGACUGUUUUCAUUCUUCUCUCGAGUCAAAAGAAAGUAGCAGUUCGUCGUUCGAUUUACGACGUUCCUUGCGACAGAUCGUUUCUCGGAGAGGUUGCUCUGAAAACACUUCUGUUGCUACGCCGAGUAUGGCCAAGUCUUUGCAGGCUGACGACGAAAUUUUGCGAGAUGUAAAAAAUGUCAGGAGGCGACGAUCUUCCCAUAUAACCUUUUUACGUCUGACUGACGAGAAAGGUGAAUGGCCGGAUCAUGCACAAAAUGUUUCUCCCGCGAAAGAUCAAGUAAUCGACGACGUUCCCCCGGAAACGUCAAACUUCAAGAUUCCUUCUCUUCCUGCUCCGAAACCACUUGCAGUGAAGAAGCUUCCCCCUGCGAAGUGGAGGUGUCGUUCGUCGAUGCGGUUUGAAAGUCCGAAACCCAAAGAAUCAGUUGCGGAAGUUCCAUCGAGGAAAGAUAAGUCCGAAGAAUCGCGAAACCAGCCCUGGGUUUCAUUAGCGCAAUGUCUUGCGUACUCGGCUCUUGAUCCGGAAUCAAAGGAGUCAGAAGAUCUACUAAUCCAUGCAACCCACGAAAAAAGCGUCAAGACCUUUUCCGCUUACGUUCAAUCUCUGUUUAAACGCGCAGCAGAAAGUCGGAAAGUGGGAGAAGGAACUUACGGAGAAGUAUACAGUGUUCAGCUAAAAAAUUCGGAAGAUUGUAUUGUCGUGAAGAUUUCUCCGACUGAUGGGGAUGUGAUGAUCAAUGAAUGUUUACCGAAGAGGAUCUUGGAAAUGACGAUGGAAGUUUUAACCACUGGAGUGAUGAGUGAUUUACGUCAUGGUUUACAUAAUCGCUGUGCCAAUUUCGUGUCUCUCCAGAAUGUCGUUUACUUACAAGGAAAAUAUCCGAAACGGCUUCUUGACCUUUGGGACCGGUUUCGAGAGGAAAAAGAGACAUUGAAUGAACGGCCUUGCAAUUUUCCUUUGAAACAACGUUACGUAGCCGUGGAACUGGAGCAUGGUGGAACAGAUUUGGAAUCUUAUACGUUGAAGCAUGCUUCUCAAGGUGUGGCGGUACUGCUUCAAGUUGCCGUUGCUUUAGCAGUUGGGGAAAGUGCGGUUCGUUUUGAACACCGAGAUUUGCACUGGGGGAACGUUCUUUUGAAGUUCACUGAAAAAGCUGAAGCCGAAUUCGUCCUGGAUGGGAAAAGAGUGAGUGUGCCGACGGAAGGCGUUCAGGUGACUAUCAUUGAUUACAGCUUGUCACGUAUGCAAGUUCCCGAUGGGGUUGUGCUCUUCAACAAGCUGGAUGAGGAUCCUCUGCUUUUUGAGCAUUACGAUCCUUGUGAGCCGCAAUUUCAGGUUUACAGGGAUAUGCGGGAUAUCACGGGGGAUCGCUGGGAGGAAUUUCACCCCCGUACAAAUGUGCUCUGGUUGAUGUACUUGGUCGAAAAACUUCUGUAUCGGUGCAAGUACGCGAAAACCCGGGAACUGAAGCACAAAACGGGGAGACCGCUUUUGCGAAACUUCAAGAAAGCUUUGGUUGACGCGCAGUCUGCAACCGAUUUCGUUAUUCAAAAUGUUCUUGUAUUAAAAAUCGCGGUUGCUUCCGCAAGUGGAAGCGUGGAAUUCACAUUGGAAACCAAAUCUAACGUGGAAGCUCUUUUGGAAGAAACCGGAAAUGAAGUCGAGGACGCGAUAUUUUCGGAAGACCAGGAUUCGAAAAACUUCGGCCCUCCGUUCGAAGCGGAAGAACUGGUGGCAGUGGGGGAAAAGCUGACUGCCAAUGAUGGGGUUGUGAAAAUUGUGAUUAAACCGGGAUUAGGUUCUGGUGUUGGAGAUGGGGACACUGUCUUUCUGAAGUACACCAUGUUUCUUGAUGGUGCUGAUACUGCUGUCGACACCACGUUUUCCUCGAAGCCUAGGAUUAUCUGCAUAGAAGAAGGCCAUCUUAUUGAGGGUCUUCGCAUCGCCGUACGAGGAAUGAAAAGAAAAGAAGUUUCGUUGAUAGUUAUACGUUCAGAUUAUGCUUAUGGCGAAGACGGAUGUCCACCAUUGAUUCCAAGAGACACCGCUGUGAUAAUUCAUGCAAAGCUUGUGCGGAUUCGACGAAAGGCUGCAGCAAGCGAAACCGGUGCCCUGUCCCUCAACAAGGACGAUGAGGAAUUCUCGGUUACCAACGAAGCAGCAUUCGAGCAGGAGAUUGCUAAACUUGUCAAAUGUGGGAAUGAACUGAAAGCAAAGAUCUCUUCAGGUGACUUUGAUGAAGCGGUUGUGUUUUUCAAACGAGCUCAUCGUCUUUUGGGAAGAAUGAAGACUUCGUGUGAUGCGGAGAGAUCAAAGUGGGAAGAAACGAGUGGGAAAAUCUUCUUCAUGGGCGCCGUUGCUGCUGGGAAAGCGGGAUUGCCGGCUUUGGUUUGCAGCAUAUGCACUGCAGCUGUUCAACUGGUGACCCUACCUGACAAGCUCCGCGGGAGGAUCUUCUGGAGGUGGGGCGAAGCAGUCGGAGAUCUGGCUAAUGACGAAGAAUCGUUUCAAAUGGCACUCGAGAAACUGAGGGUUGCGUCGGAACUGCUUGAUGAUGACGCGAAAAUAAAAAUACGGAGUCGAGCGGAAAAAAUCCGAUCUGCUAGAUCAACAUUUCUAGAUACGUCAAAAUGUCGAGGGAUGUCUACCAAUCGUCGAUCAAUUAUACCCCCAUUGACGUUGACGGUCGAGUCGCCCCUCGUUGGCUUUCAUUCCCGGCGCCAGGGAUCAAUAAAUGAAGAGCUGACCCGACUUGACACUGCUCUCUAUGUGAUGCAGUUGUGGUAUUUCAAGCGACCUUUGGCAAACCAAAUCAGGAUUUGUUUGACCCCCGAGCAUCAUAUCCUACUGCGAUACUGUAUUGAAGUGGAAGACCUUGGGGAAAUUUACGGCUCGAGGCCCACAGCACACCAAAUUUCGCUCAUCCGGCCUUGCUCUGUUCGGACCAUCCAACGUCGAAGAAUUUACGCGCGCAUUCCUCCACAGUUCCCUUUAUAA